CAACCAACAACCAACACAACCAGGAUCUACCUGUAUCAAUCCUCUGUGUACGAGUCCCCUACUGCUACUGAUUGCUCGCGGGCCUCCUGCUUCAUCCAUCGGUCCCCCAUUGCGCCAUAUCCCGCGCCUCUCAGGGCCUUUCUAUUUGCUCCCUCUUCCUGCUCCAACUCCACGUUCCUGGACGUUCCCACCUCCGACUCCUCCUUCGCUUGUCGCAGAAGCCAUCCACCACCUGCAGUAGUCCUCGUCAGGUGCCGAACAACUUUCACUUUGCGCUUCCUCUUUGUGCAAAGUCGAGGUCAAAGCGUGCGCGCGCACAGGGCUCAAGAGGAGGGAGUUAUUGCUUCUCAACCAAACUCCGUCUUACGUCCCAAUUCUCUUCCAGUGGAGGUUUGACUCGUGAGAAAGCCUCAGGCGACUUGCUGCGCCGCACUUUGGAUACGCGCUGAAUCUGAAACUGUGAGAGGAGCCCCGGGUCGUCAGGCUUCUUUCUCAUCUUGUCGCAUGCUCUGCGACAUCUCCAUCGUGGUUUGUUUUGAUCUCAGUACGUCAGGCCCAAUCCUCCGUUGUCCUCUUGUGAACCAAGACCUCGAUUGUACCAUGGCCCUUUCGACCGUCAUCAGUCGCAAGCCAAAAUGUUACCGUACUCUCCAGGCAGUGCUGACUGUCACCACCGCAAAAGGUCCUUCGACUUGGCCAACGACUAUUCUACCACACGCCCCUCCACCCGCCAUGGUCCAACGACCUCAGUCUCGUCGAUAGACCACCAACUAUCUACCUCAUCCUCCAAGAAGAGACGGCCUCCACUUCCGCCAUCUUCGAACAUGCCAAUCGGAGUCGGCUCGAUCAUGUCCACACCUUUCCCGUCGUUCAUGACAGUAGUUGGGGAAACAGACGCAAGCAUACCGAAGGAUCUUGAAGAGUUGUCCAUGCCGGACUCGAUACAAAGCGACACGCAGAUUCUGGUCACCGACGCCAAACCUCCUUCUACUUCUUUUCAGCCGUCUGGUCAACCUCUACAUCACCGAGACAGUGUCACCUCUAUGACGACCACAUCGACGGAUUCUUCACCGACCACUACCAACUCUACCUUUGACUCGCCCUUAUUGACCGAUCCUUCCCCCUCCUCUUCACCCGAGUCAGCAACCUCAAUACCUCCUGUAUCACCAUUCCGAAAUAUAAUGGGCAGGUCGCUACAAGAGCAGCAAUGUGAAUCUGAGCCUCAAAAGGGACCCCCCAUCAUAAUUCCACAUGCUCCCUCAAUACAGCCGCAGCUGCCAAUAGACACGACGAAAAACGUCAAGAACUUGUCGCUGAACAUGAACGCAGUCGCUCUACCUCGGCCAUCAACUGCACCUGGGUUUGAAAGCUCCCACGCGUUUUCCGCUCCUACAUCACCUCUGAAGGACACGCCACGGACGGGACGAAAAAAGCCCACGAAUCUGACCAUCAGAACCCCAGGCUUUCAGCAGCUGUCGUUUUCGCGGACACUGGACGUACCGCCAACGCCCAGCUCAAGACCUUCAUUGCAUCAUAUGCAAUCUUCCCCGUCAUUAGCUUCUCUGGCAUCUCCUACCAAACCACCCUCUCAAGGACUGUUCCUGCAUCUACCCGCAAGCGGGACCAUCCAUUCUGGAUCGGGCUCUGACUCGAGCAAUUCGGCUCAAUCGGGGAACAGCGCGCUUCCAGAGUUGAAAGAGGAAGAUGAAUUCCAUCCUCAAAGAUCACAGGAAACCCAAGAAAAGGGGUACCCAACAGGUCCUGUCCUCAUCUACGAUAGCGGCGUGUAUCUGUACCUCGAACCGACUGCCGACGAAGCAAGCAAUUUUGACACAGUCAUUAAUGUAGCGAAAGAGAUCAAGACGCCGUUCGAGUUCGAGGCCGACGCUCCUAUGCUGGAGAUUUCGGAACCUCAAACCGCCAUUUCUGAGAUAUCAUUCAAGUCGGCUUGGGAAUGGCCACGAGCCAGCGAAACACCAACACCUACCACGCCGAGACCGACGUCAUUCCUACAAAAGAAACAGCCUGAGUACCUGCAUAUACCAUGGGACCACAAUUCGGAAAUAUUGGAGGACUUGUAUAAUCUAUGCCGGGUUAUUGACGAGCGAGUGCAGGCUGGAAAGAAGGUUCUAGUACAUUGUCAACUGGGUGUUUCUCGAUCAGCUUCGCUGGUAAUCGCUUACGGUCUGUACAAGGGUUAUCAGCCGGACUUCCACUCCAUGUACAUGUCGGUCAAGCAACGAAGUGAAUGGGUGGGACCUAAUAUGAGUCUGAUCUAUCAGUUGACAGACUUCAGAUCAAAGGUGGUCAAAGGCGUGUAUGGCGACCACACCUUCAACCCCAAGCCGACGUGGUGGAAGGUGCAAGCUUCGCCUUCUCCGGUCAUGGACACCCCGAUCGCGAAAAAGCCUUUCCAGCAACUGCCUUCACAACCAUGGGAGAGACCAGCAAUGGUAUUUGCUCCCGGUAACGCUGAUGCAACUUCCACCGCGCCUAGUCGACCCUCACUACGCCUAAACAAAGCUCUUCCCCCGGUUCCGCUCUUCCCCAGGAACGAUCCUGUGGAUAUCAUCGAGACACCUGUGAAGCUGAGUCAGAUCUUGAGUAAGAUUGCUACGCCUCCAAAGUCGGAAACGUCAAGUGCAGCUGCAGCCGUUCCUGAGUCACGGAGCCCUCCUCAAAGUGUAUCGCCGCGGCCUCUACCAUUUCGAGAGCGUUUCGACGAUGUACCGCCUGCGUCAUUGUCACCUGAGCCUUCCAAGACUCCCAAAUUGGGACUUAUGACGAGUUCUCCCAUCAUGGAUGUUGCUGCGCAGGACGUACCGGACACUCCAUCGCUCUUUUCGCCGCGAGCAACAGAGUUCAUGGCGUCACCUUUUGGGAUCACAACCGCAGGAGAUCUGGCUGUAGUCCGCCAGACACCACAGCCUCCCAAGACAAAGGGACUGCUACUUCCACACCACAUAUUCGCUUCACCUGCCGAGUCGUCAGGCGAUCAGAUUCCUACAGCAAUUGACCCGAGAAGUCCACAUCAACAAGGAGAAGCUCCCGAGAUAUUGCGAAACAUUGAUGACUUUUUGUAAAGAAACUAUUCCGUUCACAGAUGCAUGUUGGGGCAUGACAUUGGAAUCAUGUCCAAAAUAGAUGGAUAUUGUGAGGCAUUUUUCGAAAAUAGCAUGGCGUUCAGGGUCAAAGUGGAGUAAAAAUUCAUGGGAUUGGGCAGGGCCACGCAUCAAAAGACGACAUGUCCUUGCAGUGACAGGGACGGCGCUUUGUAUUUGUACAAUUAGCCAUGAAUGAAUGUCCCAGACUGCUCAGCAUUGGCGAAGAGCAAACGUGCAUCUGAGGGUGCAUGAUGAUUGAAAGUGAGGAUGCGAUCUGCUGAGUUUAAUGUUCAGAUGGAUGAGAAGAAGAUGGUGGUGUCUCGUCUGCUUCCGAGAUAGGUGACAAACAAAGUCUAUGGGCUUGACUCAUGGGAAUUAUCCAUGUUAGUUUCCAUACUGUCAGCAAAUGGGACUCUGAUACGUUCUUCA
Molecule: messenger RNA, 3533 nt
Organism: Exophiala xenobiotica
Lineage: Eukaryota; Fungi; Ascomycota; Eurotiomycetes; Chaetothyriales; Herpotrichiellaceae
Exons: 1
Coding region: 636-3083 (815 amino acids)
Biological process (GO): protein dephosphorylation; negative regulation of MAPK cascade
Cellular component (GO): cytosol; nucleus; cytoplasm
Molecular function (GO): MAP kinase tyrosine/serine/threonine phosphatase activity; protein tyrosine/threonine phosphatase activity
Source: RefSeq, a predicted model, not a curated record